Messenger RNA from Scomber japonicus (chub mackerel), 1679 nucleotides. RefSeq names its product IST1 factor associated with ESCRT-III (gene ist1). The transcript is spliced from 10 exons. Gene Ontology annotation, biological process: protein transport. Lineage: Eukaryota; Metazoa; Chordata; Actinopteri; Scombriformes; Scombridae. The record is from RefSeq and is a predicted model, not a curated record. The coding region runs from base 74 to 1141 and encodes 355 amino acids.
GCGACGAAACAGCAGACAGAAACCAAAUAAGUUAGAGUGUACUCCUGACUGCUAUUUACAGACUCUUAACACCAUGCUGGGAGGAGGCUUCAAGGCAGAGAGGCUCAGGGUGAACCUCCGCCUGGUAAUCAACCGACUCAAACUCCUUGAGAAAAAAAAAACUGAGCUUGCUCAAAAGGCCAGGAAGGAGAUUGCAGAUUACCUGUCAUCAGGCAAAGAUGAGCGGGCACGGAUCCGCGUGGAGCACAUCAUCAGAGAGGACUAUCUGGUGGAAGCCAUGGAGAUCCUGGAGCUUUACUGUGACCUGCUGCUGGCUCGCUUUGGCCUCAUUCAGUCUAUGAAGGAGCUGGAUCCAGGCUUACAGGAAGCAGUGUCCACCCUUAUCUGGGCAGCUCCUCGCCUCCAGUCAGAGGUGUCUGAACUAAAAAUUGUAUCUGAACAGCUGUGUGCAAAAUACAGCAAGGAGUAUGGCAAGCUUUGUAGGACAAACCAGAUUGGGACAGUCAACGACAGGCUGAUGCAUAAACUGAGUGUGGAGGCCCCCCCCAAGAUCUUGGUGGAGCGCUACCUGAUAGAGAUAGCUAAGAACUACAAUGUGCCAUAUGAACCUGACGCCAUGGUCCGGCCUGAGGUGUGUCCUGGAGAGGAGGCAGACCUGAUUGACGUUGACACUGACAAGAAAUCUGGAGGAGGAGGAGGAGGAGGAGGAGGAGGAGGGGGAGGUUUCACUGCUGGUGCCAUGCCCAUGCCUAUGCCCAUGGGCAUGCCUAUGCCCAUGGGCAUGCCUAUGCCAACAGCUUUCAACUAUCCACCUUCCAAAGGAGCCGAACCAUUUAAUGCACCAGUUGGAACCUACAACAGCUUCCAGCCCCCCAUGGGAGGAGGGCAGCCCCCUCAGCUGCCCACUUGUCCCCCCACAUACGAGUCUAUUGAUGAUCUAAAUGACAAAUCUUUUGUUCCUUCCCAGAUCACAGGUCCCGGCCCCUCAUCUCAACCAUUUGACAGCAACGCACUCCCAGAGCUCCCCUCUGUUCCCGACACACUCCCCACAUCAUCCUUUGGCGGGAACACCACCACCUCGGACGACAUCGACUUUGACGAUCUAACACGGCGCUUUGAGGAGCUGAAGAAGAAAACCUAAUUGUUAUGCCUCUGGUCUAAACACACAUAUAUAUAGACACACACACACAGGCCUGUGUCGUCACCUCUGCAUCUCAGAACAGGAAAAAGAACUUGUUCAAGGCUCUGAUCAGAUUUGGAUAGUUCUCCCCCUUUCUACAUUUAUUCUUACCUCAUGUAGAUAAAUAUAACUGAUGGUGCGGUUGCUCACUCAAGCUUUUUAAAUAACAGAAACCUUUCUUUUGGUAAAGCAGUACCAGUGUGUACCACGUUUUAAUUUCUUUACUGUACUGCACAUCAUAUACAUUAUUACAUACAAUCAUGUGGGUGGGGACAUCUGUUCUCUCAUUGAAGGACUUUUAACUUUUCCAAUUUGUCUGCGUGAUAUACUGUUGUAAUAAUCAAAUUUAGAUUUUAAGUGUUGCUUUUUUUUGAGGGUUUGGGGUCUGACUUAUAUAUACAGUACAUGCCUUGGUUCUGCUUUGCACAUGUAUCGACACUGUGUCACUCAGUUUUGUCUCAGACUAGUCAAACAAGUCUGACUGCCCGCCCCAGUUUGG